Molecule: messenger RNA, 737 nt
Organism: Osmia bicornis bicornis
Lineage: Eukaryota; Metazoa; Arthropoda; Insecta; Hymenoptera; Megachilidae
Exons: 7
Coding region: 139-636 (165 amino acids)
Source: RefSeq, a predicted model, not a curated record
GUAGUCCAAAGAUUAGGUCCACAAUUACAUAUCCACAAUACACAAAGGUACACAGAAUAUUCUAUUUACACGUUCCACACUGUCUCAUUAAUCAUACAAAACUUAACACUCGACACAUCCUUCCAGGAUGAGCCGUAUAUGAAAUAUCUUGUAUUUAGACGAAAAUCAGAAUAUGAGUCUAAGAUUUUGCCAAACGAAAAUAUUAUUAAGAGAACUACCCCUAAACGCGAGGAGGAGAUCGAGGAUAUUUGGGCGUCGAUGCCAAGAGAUUCUGAAACAAAACUCAUUAGAAGAACAGAGGAUUCUCCCAAAAUAAUUUCCGAAACGCGCGAAGAUAAUAGCAGAGUGAAUACAAAAUAUUCACCAGUUACACACGAAUCUCAUGAAAAACCUAAUGUCAAGGAUGAUUUACCAUCAGAACGUAUUGGGCGCGAUGAAUCCACAUUGUUACACGAGCCUAGGCCAAGUACACGUAAACCUGUCAAAGAUGUUGAGGUUGAAUCAGAAUCCAGCAAAUGUCAGAAGAAAGUAAUUAGCAAUGGCGAGGAUACACUGAUAUCGAAAUUUAAUUCGCAAUCAUACAAAUCUGAUGACGAAAUAGAGGUAGUUUAUUUAUGUUACUCGCGUUAUAUAUAGCAAUUAUAUGUAUAUAUAAAAAGGGCGUUGUUAAAGAGUAAAGUGUUUUUAGGACAUUUGGGCGGAUAGGCCUCAAGAUCGCGAAAUCAAACCUAUUUGGA